CAUGGAUUAAUGUAAAUCGAUCGACCUCCCAUUUUUAUUGUCGAAGACUAGUGUUGUACAUCGAGGUUUAGGGGCGGUCUGGUCAAAUAUUCUAUCACCAUGUCUUUUACAUCACGCCUCCUUUACAAACAUAUGGCGAGUGACCAACCUUGGUCAGCCGUCUGUUUUAGUUCGGCGAGGUAUCGGUAUUAUUCCAAGGGUUUUAUACAAAGUCUCAUCGAUAAAGUUAAAGAAGAAUCAAGCAGAGACACAGAGUUAAAAGAAAGUAUCAGGAAGUUUCGAGAAGAAACAGCGAAAUUGGAACAAACAAAGGAAUUGCGCUCUGUCCGGGAAUUUUAUAAAAAGAUAGAGAAAGAAAUGCCAGCCGAUACUGUAGGAAAAGUACGAGACACUUUCCAAUCUGUUAAGAGCAAAAUCCGUAAUGAUGCUCAACAAUUUGCUCAAAACGAAACACUGAGAAAGGGUGUUGAAAAUUUAUCAAAAGCCAGUGAGCAUGUUAAGGAUGCCACUAAAUCACUUAGUGAAACAGAGUUCAUCAAGGCUGCUAUAAAAGGUGUUGAAGUAGUUGGGAAGGAGUUAGAAUCAGAAAGGUUUCAAAUGUAUCAAGCUCCAAGUAUUUUAAAAACAAGAAGUGAGAUCUCUGGCAAAGGUGAGGAACGCGCAAUACAACCAGAUAGUGAAAGUUCUGGUGUUGUCGUGCACAAAGAUUCAAAAUGGUUCACUGCAUGGCAAGAUUUCAAAGAAAAUAAUCAGUACGUUCAAAGAUUUUUUGAUUUGAAAGCUCACUAUGAAGAGAGUGAUCAUUUAGUUAUUCGGUCAUUACGAUUUGUAACUGAUAAACUAUCAAAUCUAUUCGACAUUUAGUUCGUAAUGUAUGUGUUGCUUAGUGAACUAUUCUUUCGACUUGUCGAUCACUGUACAACAUUUCCACCUUACGAUGUACUAUUAGGUGAUACAUUUUUUCAAAUUGUCUACCCAACGACUUUUUGUGAUGUUAUAAACAAUAAUAUCGAAAUUCUGUAGUCAUGAUUUACGAUCUUUUUCUUUAACAAAAGAUACAUCGUUUCAACCAACAAAAAACCUUGUUGUUAACUUAGUUUCAAUGUACAUGCAUGAGUUUACAUCUUUUCCUUAACUCUGAUGAAUCUUGUUUAACCAGUGUUCAAUCUGAGUUUAAAUUUCAGUAUAAUCCACUCAAAAUUAUUGAUCAUGAAUAGUUAUAGUCGUCAUACUAACUUCUGUUGCUUGAUUAACGCAGAUCAAUCAGUCGGUCAUCCAAAGUAGAACCCAACAUAUGCGCAUCAACUCAAGUUCCCACAUCACAUUGGCCCGACCGUUGUUGCUACCUUGACGUG
Schistosoma mattheei is the source of this 1355-nucleotide messenger RNA. The record is from the annotation of a GenBank genome assembly. NCBI's taxonomy places the organism in Eukaryota, Metazoa, Platyhelminthes, Trematoda, Strigeidida, Schistosomatidae.